AUGGGCACUCCCUGCGGCCCCGACCUCAUUCCAGGCAUCCAGCGAAUGGCUCGUGGCGUGGACCUCACCCAGCUGGACCUGACCAACACCAAGGGCGGAGACGGCUUUAAGAAGACGCUGAUUGAGUUCACCUGCAACAAGGACCGCAAGUGGAUGAUGCCCGGCACCGGAAGUCAGAAGCAGUACGCCUGGCCGGACCAGGUGGAGGGCGUCAAUGUGGUGCCCAGCGGCUCCAUGACUGCCAAGACGGCCAUCAGCGAGGACACUGAGCAGUACAAGAAGUCACUGGAGGCGAGUGUCUCCACCAGUGUAAACGCCCUCUUUGGCAGUUUCUCCGCUAGCUCCAGCGUCAAAGCGGCGGAGAGUAGCAAAUUCCAGAAAAAGUCCAUGAUUGCUGAGACUUCCGCCUUCACCUCGGCCAUCGAGGUCGACUUUGCCGUAAAAGGCACCCUUCAGCCCAGUCUGACGCCCAGUUUCAAGGAGUUCUUCAGCGGCCCGGUGAGGAAGUACAUCGACGCCCAGCAAGAGUACGACAGCUUCCUGGACGCCUUUGGCACCCACUACUUUGACAAGUCUUACCUGGGCGGUUUUCUCUACAUGCGCACCGAAGUGAAGGAGGACUACUUCAACCGAGAGCGAGAGCUUGAGGUCGAGGCGAAAAUCAGCGCCAGCUACGAGGCGAUCGUCAAAGGCGACGCCCAGUUCAAGGUGAAGGCCAGCGAUGAGAUGAAGGCAUUCCUCUCAAACAGCUCUAUGAUCAUGGAGUACCUGGGCGGAGAGCCGCUCACCCUGGACAUGGACAAGGACGCCCCCACGGAACUUCAGGGUGAAGUGCGCAGUGAGCGGUCACAAAAGAUCUAG
This is a messenger RNA of Rhagoletis zephyria (snowberry fruit fly), 861 nucleotides long. Lineage: Eukaryota; Metazoa; Arthropoda; Insecta; Diptera; Tephritidae. The record is from RefSeq and is a predicted model, not a curated record.